Saccostrea cuccullata (small rock oyster) is the source of this 2521-nucleotide messenger RNA. Its product is annotated as C1q-related factor-like. Gene Ontology annotation, molecular function: protein binding. The coding region runs from base 15 to 764 and encodes 249 amino acids. The transcript is spliced from 2 exons. The record is from RefSeq and is a predicted model, not a curated record. NCBI's taxonomy places the organism in Eukaryota, Metazoa, Mollusca, Bivalvia, Ostreida, Ostreidae.
UAGUUGAGUUAAUCAUGGAGUACACUUUAAGCCUUUUUGUUUUUGUGACAUUUGUCCUAAUAUUUGACGGAAAUAACUAUGUUGAACCUGUGCUCACUUCCUCGAAUUUAACUACUGAUAGAGAGGGUGAUCUGAACAAAAUUUUAAUCAAUCAGGAUUUGACUCAGAAGAUACAACUCGCGCAAAAUGUCAUAAAAGUUAUGAACGAUGUUCAAAAAUUAAAGAAUGAUGUACAGCGUCUGGAAACGGAAAAUUCCCAUCUCAAGGCAGAAAUUGAUUACAAAACAAACAGUUGCACAAGGACACUGGAAUGCCUGGAUCAGAAAACACGUGUUGCGUUUUAUGCGUACUACUCUAACAAUUUCAAAGCUCUAACCACUGGGACAACCUUAGUCUUUGAUUCAGUAAUCACAAACCUUGGCAACGGGUACCAUAAUAGAACUGGAAUAUUUACUACUCCAUCAUCAGGGGUCUAUGCCUUUACUUGGACCGUGAACGCAGCAGGACUACACGUCGCUGGAUCAUCUGGCAAUGAAUAUGGCGAGAUGAAUGCGUCCAUAAAACAAAACGGAGUAACAAGAGGGUCGAUUAAGGCUGAUUCUGAAAGAAAGAAUGAUGACGACAGUGCUACUGGUUUUGUUGUUUUGAGUCUAAGCCUUGGGGACAAAAUAAAAAUUGUAUCUGAUAAGUUUAACGGUCAGGGAGGAAUGUACAGCGACGAUGAAUAUGGCCGAACUUCUUUUUCUGGAUUUCAAAUUGCAUGAUUCAUUUAUAACAUGAUUCAUGUUUUUAUUCUCACUUGCAUAGAUAUAUAUAUAUUCAAAAGACGUUAAGAAAUAGUUCAAGAUAGUCAACUUUGUAACGUUGUAACGCAAGUCGGCUUGUGCAUUUGAAAUGUAACGUGGUCAUAUCAUUUAAAAUACUCUAUUUUGGGUGAUGACGAUGGACCCUUUUUUAUCAAGUUUGCAUUUUUUUCCAAAUAUGAAUGUUGGAAAUGUUUCAACUGUAAAAUUUAUCGGGAGUAAACAUUCGCAUAAUGAGUGUAUGAAUUUUAAAUGAAAUUUAUUUAUUCAAAAAAGAACUUGUUUCAGUAAUUUUCUUUUUCUCGAUUGCUUCAUUAUAUGAAAAUCGUUUAUGCUAUUAUUUCUUUAUCGCAGUACAUGUAGGUUGCUUUAUUAUUUUUUAAAAUUGUGAUAACUUGCAUGCCUCUAUAUUGUUUUAAAAAAUGUUUCUCGUUUAAUAAAUCUCAUAUGAUUGUUUCCAUAUACGUAAUAAAACAUUUAAUGAAUAGUUCCUCAGGAAAAAUCAAGUUUAUGGUCCUCUCGGUAGAAAACUAAUUCCUUCGCCGCCUCGGGAAAUACUUUCCUCCCAUGGAGAACCAUGAACUUGCUAUGUCACGAGACCCAUAACAGUAUAGUUAUUUCCAUUCAUAUGUCGACUCGAUAUAUCCCAGUGAACUCUAAAUAAAAUACACAUCAGAGUCUGCCACUUCAGUUUCAUAUUUGGAUGUCGUUUUGACUAUAGACUAUAAGGGCCAAUUAACAACUAAAUUGUAUGCCAAACAAUAUUUCAGCGUUUUUCAUCGUCAACGUUAUCUAUUUUUUGUUGUAAUACUUAGCCAUCUCCUACAUAUGAAGUUUUUGUUUACUAACUUAUUCGAUACACAAGAGCAUGUUCUGAGUAUGAUCAAUUUUUAAACCGACCAGGCUACCGGCAGAUAAAUUGAGGUUACAGGGAUUUCAACAAUCUCGUUUCAAGUCGCAAUUCUAUUGUCGUUGUACAUGUUAUGGCCUUGUUAGCAUAUGUAACCAAUCAUGGGUUUUGGUUGAUGUUUUUCUUAACAAUCAUAAAGGUUUUGAUUUUAUACUGAAUUUAACUAUGGAAUAUCCUGUCUUUCUGAUCAAUAUUCUCGGCAGGUUGACCGGUCGACAGGGGAAGCUUACUCCUCCUAAGCACCUGAAUUCUGUUCAACAGAGCUAGCUCUAUAUAUAGAACAUUUCUGUUGGAGGUAUAAGGAAAUUUGGCUAGCGUUCCCUAACGUUCGCUUUGUUGAACAGGUUUUGCUGUAAAUGAGGUUUUGGCAAUUGUCUGAGAGACCUCAUGAAUAAGUAUUUAGCCUUUUUAAACAUGUACUUCUAUUAAAGUGUUAAUAACGUAAAGAAGGUUAAUAACGUAAAGAAGUGGUAAACACUGUUGACUUGCAAUUAGAGAAGGAAAUAAUUAUUGACACUGUGUGAUAAGGAAUGUGUAACAAGAAAAUAAUUAUAUCCGUUUAGUGGAAAUAUUCUUUACAGUGGACUUGAAAUAGCUUAAGACAUAAGUUGUAGACUUUAAAUCUUUAGUAUUUUUAUGUAUCGAGCAUAGUAUGCUUUACAUGGACAAAUACGUCGUGUGUGUAGAGGUACCAAUGUAUUGUUAUACUCAGUAUUAAUGUUAUGUUCCCACUAUCACGAUUGGCGCCGCGAUUAAAAUCGGGGACUCGAACGUGGACAAAUCGUAGUGAUCGUAUCCAACCGAAACA